AUGAGCUGUUCCAUAUGCUCACGUGCCCCUCAUUCCCGCCUUUCUUUCUACUGUCCGACAUGUGCCCGCAAUCAGUUAUAUCAACUACGAAUCAAUAGCGCUCAAGUUCUUCUGGAGAAAGAAGUCCUUGGGAAGCAAAUUGAGGAAGCUGUUGCCCGCGAUAACACUGGGAUUCAGUCUCCUCCGCACGAACAAGCCCUACUCGAUACGGACAAAGAUUGCUCUCCCCACUGGGUCCUCCAAACGAUAAGUACUCGACAUGCAGUAUCUUUGGCAAAGAGAGAAUUGGUUUCACAUCAGCUUGAGACUCUGAAAUCAGAGGUCGAAGCCAAGAAAGCCGAGAUUGCCAAGCAAAAAGAAGCUCUAGCACGCAGACGAUCAGAUGCUGAAUCUGCCGAAUUUCAACUUCAAGAGCGGGAAGCUGGGAUCCUGGCGGGCGUUCAAAAUACCAGCAAAAGGGUCGAGCACGUUUGGCAUUCCCUUCAUAGCAAGACAGCGGAGUCACGUAUUUAUCUUUGUCGAGAAGUCGCCAAUCUCUAUGGCCUACGAAAGGUUACAAAGAAGGGGCAAGGUCGGGAAACAUAUGUGCUUGGAAGUGGUUUUAUCGUUGACUUGAGGGAUAUGAAUGGCAAGUCUUCGUCGUCGCUUCCACACAGUAUACCGCAAGAACAUAUAUCCUCGUCUUUUUCUAACAUCGCUCAUCUUCUGGUCAUUGUGUCACACUAUCUCUCCUUGAGACUUCCCGCCGAAAUUACACUGCCUCACAAAAACUAUCCUGUGCCUACAAUAUAUACCCCCUCAGCAUCAUAUCGCUCGCGCGACGGUCACGAUGGUGCUGAUUAUCAGUCCUCAUCAAGUCCAGCUGCAUCAAGGACGGUGGACCCACGCAUCUACGCACCACGUCCGCGGCCUCUCUUCAUUGAUAAGCCUUUGGCCCGGUUAGCAAAGGAGGACCCCGCAACAUACGCUUUCUUUCUUGAAGGAGCCACUCUCCUGGCGUGGAAUGUUGCCUGGUUAUGUCGAACUCAAGGGAUAAACCUCUCAUCAGACUCUUGGGAGGAAGUCUGCGAUAUUGGCAAGAGCUUGUGGCAACUACUGGUUGCUCCGCCAGCUCACCCUUCAACUCUGAUGCGAGCCUUUGCCGGCCGAGACACGCAGACACAGAUGAAAUCUGCCAAAGACUCACCCAAAACAACAAUUCAGCGAACAACUUCUUUUCCUAUGCUGGGUCAUUAUUCCCAUGGCACAGCACAUUCUUUCCUGGGAGCAUCGGAAGGUGUUGAAUUCAUGCGAAUAUGGAAACUUCCAACCCCAACCAAGAUUGUGGAUAAAUUGAAGUCCAACCUUCAAGGGGAAAUGGCCAGUGCGGAAUGGGAAUUGCUGGAAGAAAAAGAAUGGGACGAUGCGGUCAUGGAUUCACCUCAGCCAUCUUUUCCGCAAUCUCUCAAGGCCACAUCUCCGGGCUCUCAAUCUGCAAGGGUAGAAACCGACACAGACAGCAGAACUACAAGUUCAAAAACACCUGGAAGGACUCAUGGCCAUGAAGAUGCUUCACCACGACCUAAAGGUACCAAAGGUUGGACUAAGGUGGGCAACAGGUAG
Molecule: messenger RNA, 1602 nt
Organism: Penicillium coprophilum
Lineage: Eukaryota; Fungi; Ascomycota; Eurotiomycetes; Eurotiales; Aspergillaceae
Product: Atg14 domain-containing protein
Exons: 2
Coding region: 1-1602 (533 amino acids)
Biological process (GO): SNARE complex assembly
Cellular component (GO): endosome; lytic vacuole
Molecular function (GO): SNARE binding
Source: RefSeq, a predicted model, not a curated record